This is a messenger RNA of Lampris incognitus (smalleye Pacific opah), 1142 nucleotides long. It is a transcript of the gene arl1, whose product is annotated as ADP-ribosylation factor-like 1. The transcript is spliced from 6 exons. The coding region runs from base 98 to 643 and encodes 181 amino acids. Gene Ontology annotation, molecular function: GTP binding; GTPase activity. The record is from RefSeq and is a predicted model, not a curated record. Lineage: Eukaryota; Metazoa; Chordata; Actinopteri; Lampriformes; Lampridae. Gene Ontology annotation, biological process: intracellular protein transport; vesicle-mediated transport. Gene Ontology annotation, cellular component: cytoplasm; Golgi apparatus.
CAGUUUAUGACGCCUUCAGCGACACGUCAACCACACGGAAGAAGAAGCAGUCUAAGCAGCACUACUGAAAUACAGUAUACACUGUAGCAUCGUCGAGAUGGGUGGCUUCUUCUCAAGUCUCUUCUCUGGCCUGUUUGGCACCAGGGAGAUGAGGAUCCUCAUCCUGGGAUUGGACGGCGCAGGGAAAACGACCAUUCUGUACCGGCUGCAGGUCGGAGAGGUGGUCACCACAAUCCCCACCAUUGGUUUUAACGUGGAAACGGUGACUUACAAAAACCUCAAGUUCCAGGUGUGGGAUCUGGGAGGGCAGACAAGUAUCAGGCCCUAUUGGCGGUGUUAUUACUCCAAUACAGAUGCAGUCAUCUACGUGGUAGACAGCAGUGAUCGGGACAGGAUGGGCAUCUCCAAAUCGGAGCUGGUUGCCAUGCUGGAGGAGGAAGAGCUGAAGAAGGCCAUCCUGGUGGUAUUUGCCAACAAACAGGACAUGGAACAGGCCAUGACACCUACCGAGGUGGCCAACUCCUUGGGUCUUCCUGCCCUCAAAGACAGAAAAUGGCAGAUCUUCAAGACCUCAGCCACCAAGGGCACAGGCCUGGAUGAAGCCAUGGAAUGGCUGGUGGAAUCCCUGAAGAGCCGGCAGUAAAAACCUGGCACCAGUCUCUGUACAUACUCCUGACCUCUGUCCCCGCUGUAUAAAAGCUCCUGAUUGAGCCCCCACCCCUACCCAGGACCAGUGACUGCACUCCUCCCCUCCCCCCCACCCGAGACCCUGGCCUUACCCUUCUACUGCCUAAUACCUUUCAAGCCUGGGACUGAGGGAAAGGCUGCAGUAACCUCUAGACUGGGCUCGCUCUCGUCCCCCACCCCACCCCAACCCCACAUGGCAUCUCUGAACUGUUAGCUGAUCUGAAGGGGAUAGACAGCGGACAGCAGUAAGGAUUGCAGCAAUCGACGGGCAGUUGAUCAGAGCUCCUUUUCCUAAUAUGUCGAGAUUUUUGCCUUUAAAUAGUCGUUUGUCAACUACUCCUUUAGAAGAGUGAAUGGACAGUUUUUUUUUUACAUUUUUUUUAAGUUCUUCAGUGUAAGUGUAAGCACUAACAUAAAUUAUCGAGGACAGACCAAUAAAUCCUCUGUGAAAGGCG